Messenger RNA from Fusarium coffeatum, 459 nucleotides. RefSeq lists its product as uncharacterized. The record is from RefSeq and is a predicted model, not a curated record. NCBI's taxonomy places the organism in Eukaryota, Fungi, Ascomycota, Sordariomycetes, Hypocreales, Nectriaceae. Bases 1 to 459 code for a protein of 152 amino acids. The transcript has 3 exons.
AUGGGUCAGCAAGCGUCUCUGGUCGUCGAAGUCGAGAUCCAAGCCCCAGUUGAUACUGUACAAGAAGUUUUCAAAGAUUUUUCUAGCUACAAAGAAUGGAGCACUUGGUCCAUCGAGUCUGCAGACCCAACAAAGGAGGUCAACCACUUGAUCCACAACGAUAAGCUCAAGGUUAAAAUACAAAACUUCAAGUUCAACAGCACACUUCUCAAAAACGAACCUGACGUGUUUGAAUGGAAUGGUGGUUUUGGACCGCUGCUCCAGGGCGCCCACGAGUUUAGCUGGAGGCCAAGUGCCAAGAUCAACGGAGGUACCACAUUUACGCAGAGGGAAAGCUGGCACGGCUGGCUCGUGUUUCUUUGGAAGCCUGGUAGAAUCAUGGGGAAGAAGAGUUAUACGACUUUUAACGGGUUUAACAUUGAGGUCAAAAGGGAAGCCGAGAGAAGGAUUGCUCUCUAA